Messenger RNA from Anopheles arabiensis, 3952 nucleotides. It is a transcript of the gene 14-3-3epsilon, whose product is annotated as 14-3-3 protein epsilon. Gene Ontology annotation, biological process: signal transduction. The record is from RefSeq and is a predicted model, not a curated record. NCBI's taxonomy places the organism in Eukaryota, Metazoa, Arthropoda, Insecta, Diptera, Culicidae. Gene Ontology annotation, cellular component: cytoplasm. The coding region runs from base 133 to 903 and encodes 256 amino acids. The transcript has 6 exons.
GGCAGCCAUUUUGUUAGUCCAUUUAGAGAUUUCGCUCGUGGUAGUCACCGUCAUUCUCGUGCGCGAUCUAGAAAACCGUGAGGAAGACCUACUGAACUUCAGCACCGAACGAGUUACUCUAGAACUGCAACAAUGUCGGAACGCGAAAAUAACAUCUACAAGGCGAAGCUGGCCGAGCAGGCUGAGCGAUACGAUGAAAUGGUCGAAGCCAUGAAGAAGGUCGCCUCCAUGGAUGUGGAGCUGACGGUGGAGGAAAGAAAUCUCCUGUCGGUGGCUUACAAAAACGUCAUCGGUGCACGUCGUGCUUCUUGGCGGAUAAUCUCUUCGAUAGAGCAGAAGGAAGAGAACAAGGGAGUGGAGGAGAAGCUGGAAAUGAUCAAGAACUACCGCUCACAGGUUGAGAAGGAACUGCGCGACAUCUGCUCAGACAUUCUCGAGGUGCUUGAUAAGCAUCUGAUCCCGUGUGCAACGACCGGUGAAAGCAAGGUGUUUUACUACAAGAUGAAGGGCGAUUAUCACCGUUAUCUAGCUGAGUUUGCCACCGGUGGUGAUCGUAAGGAUGCCGCCGAGAAUUCGCUCGUCGCGUACAAGGCUGCCAGUGAUAUCGCGAUGACUGACCUUCCACCAACGCACCCAAUUCGAUUGGGAUUGGCUUUGAACUUCUCAGUAUUUUACUAUGAAAUCCUGAACUCUCCGGAUCGUGCCUGCCGUCUAGCGAAAGCCGCAUUCGACGAUGCUAUUGCCGAACUGGAUACUCUGAGCGAAGAAAGCUACAAAGACUCAACGCUAAUUAUGCAGUUGCUUCGGGACAACCUCACCUUAUGGACAUCCGACAUGCAGGCAGAUGGAGAAGGUGAACAGAAGGAACAAAUCCAGGAUGUUGAAGACCAAGACGUGUCGUAAUUUGCGCGCGUCUCGUUUUAUGUCAAAUCAAACAAAUCCACAACUAUUCCACCGUCAUCAACUACAACAAACGCUAUUAUCACCAUUACACCACCACGAUCGCCGCUGCCGCCGCAACCAGAAUGCUUCCACGAAUGCUACCCGUCCCGCCCUGUUGUCGUUGCUGUCGUCGCUUUUCUUUCUACCCGUUCGACCCGACUGCCAGCACAGCCAGCCAGCCAGCCAGCCAGCCAGCCGGCCAACCAGCAUGCAGAUUGGGCAAAAGCCCUUUUCUCUUGUUGGCACUUGUGGUGUGGUGCGCAUCGUAUGCGGAAAUAAACGUGCAUCGAUGAAAAAUCCAUCACUCUCUUUACCUCGCGUUGGUGCCACAGUGUAACUAAGACCAUUGCGUUUCUCAAUAAUGGCGCUCUUCCAACAAUGAUUGAUUGGCUGCUGCUGCUGCUAUGAGCAACAUCAUUGUAUGCAAACACAACCGCAUGGCAUGUAUAUGUGAAUCAUAUGAUGAGUCAUACUCCUUUUUGUUACUUUGUGUCGCUUUGUAACUUGUCCGUGCGUCGAUGGUCGGAUCCAACUGUGUGUAUGUGAUUCAAAUGAUCCACAAACGGCGGGGAUUGUACACUGAAGUACGUACGUAGCAGAGAGCAAUCGAGAAGAGGACGCGUAAACGUACCAGAAAUUCAUACUAUUGUUUGCCGACAAACUGUAGGGAAAGCAGUAUAACAACCAGUAACCAGUGAAGCAAUAUUUAAAAGUAAAAACAGAUGUGUGCGUCGCACAACAACGAGGGGGGCAGGUGGAAGUUAUAAUACAACACUAUUGCGUGUGAUGGGAUCGUUGCGCAGACACGGGGCAAAAGGGAAAAGAAACCGCACUACCGUUGUUUCUUGUUUGCGGAGCAGGAUUGUGGAAUUUAACGCAUAAGUUCACUCAUAUUCCUCUCCACAUUUGAUCGACCGGCCGUUUUUAACUUUGCUUUACACAACACAACUCCUUUUGCUACUACACCAAAAGGAUGCAAACAAUCCGGUGUGCGUUAGUGUGGCAUGCAUAUGCAACAUACAGACUCUGGAAACGACAUAGACAAAAGUGAGGCGAUUGUAAGUCAAUCUAGCAGCGCAACACAACGCAUAAUAUCUAGCCAGUGACGACAUCAGGGCUUCUGGGUGAACACAGAUCCUCCCAGCUUUUCUGAACAGCCAUUUAAGUGUAAACCUGCUAACAAACAGAAGCGCGCGUACCAUUAUUAGAACAGAGUGGCGUGGCAAGCAGGGGAGGGCAAGUUUAAUGUAACAUCAGCAGUGAAAACAUGGCAAAAGAAAUAGAGAAACAGAAAAAUCAUCAAUCAAACCCAUUGAUCGUGUAUUGUUUUUGUCAAUAUAUAUUAAAAUAAAGAAAUUAAUGAAACAGAUAUGAAGUCGAAAACGCAAACACAAUUAUCACCUAGCAGCCGCAAUAGGGAUCGAAGAAGAGAAAACUAACCAGAGGAGGAACACACAAAAAGCUGACUGAAGAAAUAGAAUCAGUCAGAAAUGGUUUGGUUGCGUUGUAUGAUGCGGAACUAAAAAUGGCACAAGGAGGAGGAGAUAUGCACUAUGUGUGAGACGCCGCACUGACGAAAGGAAAUUGAUAACAAUUGACGAUGCAUUCUGCAGCGUGGAAAAUAUGGAAGGGGGAAAGACGGAGGAGGAGUGGAAUGUUCGGAAGUGAAAGCGCAGUUUUGAACGGUUUAUUUGUAUUAUUAUUAUCAAUAUGAAAUCUAGCCAGAGCAAUGUAAAACAUUAUUACGCGAUAGAAGUCAAACCACAGUAUCGUUUAGGCGAGCGCGAAAAGGCGCAAGGCGCGUGCGUUUUGUGUAUAGCGCUCGAGAAAGCUCGACCGAGGGCGGGUAUAGCUGCUGCCUUAGGGCCACCCCCUGCUUUCAGAUUGAACUUUUAUGGCACGUGUUUAGUGCAAGCACAGGCACUAUGGCACGAAAGGAACCAACCGAGCAGCGAUCAGUUGUGUAGCAGCAGUGCUUAGCUUAACUUUGGUCGUGAUCGAUUUUAUACAUCGUAUGAUUACCGAACUAUCCGUUCGGCUACACUUCCUUUUCCUGUGUGAAUGUGUGUGUGUAUGUCUGUAUACUCAUGUAAUUCAAAUUUCUCAUUCUACUGUGCUGCUGAAUGGUUGGUUAAUGCAUGCGACACAAAAAAUACCAGCAGCCUCGAACACAUGUUACUUAGGGUGGUUUUACUACUACAACAGCAGCUACUACUGCUACUAUUACUCGCCUUUCAAACAGCGUCCGCAGAUGGACAAACAGUAAACUAAAAUCAAACGAAACAUGUGGAUCGCGCUUUUGCCAAGCAUGCAUAUGGACAGCAACAAACGCGGUGUGAAUUUCCAUUAUCGUGAACAUUACUUAUCCAUCGUAAAUACACAUACAAUCGUCACAACCCAAGAGAAAAUGAACAAAAAAUCACCUCUGUCGUCCCGAGCAAUUUCCGUGCCGCACAAGAGGCAUAAUUGGGGGGAAAGAAGCGUAAAAAACAAUAAUGCAAUAAUAAUGUAUCAAGACAGCAGUAUAUAUCACGUCAGGUCUAAACGUAAACGUUUUAGAAUUGGAUGAUGGUAUAGCCGAAAGGACUCGUGCCAGCACUCGCUCGCAAAAACAUUACACACCGUUUGACUAAACCAUAAAACGCUAAGCGCGAGAGCAGCUACGAUCUCCUCCAUCAGAACAGCUCCAACACGAGGAACAUCAUACACUUCUUAGCAGGUUACAAAACUGUAGAGCAAUCGGUGUCAGUUAAAACGCGUAGGAAGGGAAAUAUCUGGAGAUACAUAGGAAAAAAACUGAAAAGAAGGGAAAACAAAAGAAAAUACAGUAAGAAGAGACACAGAUAGCUUCUUUCAUAUGGAACGCGCAGGCAGGAUACAAACACACGUUGUAACAGAACCAUAGAUAAAGCAAAAUAAAACGGUAAAAUGUAAGAUUACAGCAGCAGCAGCAAACACAAACACACAAGAUGAAACAAGAAAUGGAAAUAAACAAUUCUAGUAGUAGCUA